Messenger RNA from Mollisia scopiformis, 2070 nucleotides. RefSeq lists its product as uncharacterized. The transcript has a single exon. The record is from RefSeq and is a predicted model, not a curated record. Lineage: Eukaryota; Fungi; Ascomycota; Leotiomycetes; Helotiales; Mollisiaceae. Bases 264 to 1847 code for a protein of 527 amino acids.
CGCCCCGACCCUGGACAUUUUUAGUUGGUUGUCAACAUAAAUCCCAUCCUGCUCUCCGCAUCCCCCAAAUCCUGAUUCCUUCAGAAAUAAAUUAUCGAUUAUCCAAACGUCGACAAACAUUCACAAACCAGCGUUGUUGCAAAUACUGCUGAACACUGACGUCAAGCGAUGCAUUGAUCUCAAUCAAGGCGCAGUCUUAAACAGCUCAUUAAUUUCGCCUCCCGCUCAAGUCCAGCAGGGAGCAUCGUCGGAAUUUCCGCAUUAUGACACCCACCAGUCCAGUUGGAACGGUCCAGAAUGACGCUCCUGAACCUUUUCCGUCGUUAGAGGAAGAUCCUCCUUCUCCAACGAGUCCUUCUCGAGCAACGACCGAACAUCACAAUCACACCAGAAACCGCGAUCAAUCAACAACCUCUACAUUUCAGGAGCGGCUGCGGAGCGCGUCGAAAGGAUUUUCCGAAUCGAGUCCUCCCACUGGCAUGUGGAUUGCGACCGGACAAAUUGCCGCAUCAGUUCCAUCGUUGACCGAUAUCAGGAGAGGCAGUUACGGGAGUGAAGGGUGGUCUGGAGAAGGGCAGAUUCGAGAGAAGGAAAGACGACGCUCUACACUAUCAAGGCGUGGAAGUUCGCAGACUGGAGAAGAGCUUACUCGAAGGAAAAGCUCAAUCAAUCCAAACAGCCCGCGAGAAACUACCUCGAACCCAGAUAUUAUCCCUGAGACCGUGCCAGAAGUGAGUGCCGAGUCUGAGAAGACAGGCUUAGGAGUCAUCACUUCAGGCGUCCCACUAGGAGCAUCAGAAGCUACGAACUCGAUGUCAAAUCCCGCUGUGACAGAGAAGCGCAUCGAGCGGCGAAGCAGCAGUGACACCAAUAUCACUCCUACCCAGACCGGCAAGACUGCCGCAGAUUUCAGGACCGAGCCGUUCGAGAAUGGAUAUCAAUUUCCGCCAAAGCAUAAGUGGACCGAGUCUACUGCAACUGGACUCAAAGCAUUCUGGAAAUUCUUUCUAACACCUCUUGGCUUUCUCGUUACCAUAUAUGGUCUCAAUGUCGUGGCUUGGGGUGGAAUGCUGUUCUUGCUUCUAUGCAACGCCUCCCCAGCUAUGUGCAAGCCUACUUGCAACGACAUCAACUCGCCUCGUCGUAAAUGGAUUGAAGUCGACUCACAAAUCCUGAACGCUCUAUUCUGCGUUACUGGCUUUGGUCUCAUCCCUUGGAGAUUCCGCGACCUCUAUUAUCUGCUACAAUAUCGUGUCAUGAAGAACGAGCUAGGGCUUCGAAGACUCGCUGGGAUCAAUCGUGGAUGGUUCAGACUUGCUGGAUCUCAGGACCUUCCUAUCGAGCUUGGUCCUGCUGAAGUCGAAGCAGGGGCUGAAGUUCCAGAGAGUAGCAUCCCAUUUCCAAUCUCGAGAACUCCAAAUGCACCAUUGACCGGCAUUCGUGCACCACCAACCAAGAUGUGGAAGUUGGAUUUCGUGAUCUGGACGAUGGUCUGGAAUACAUUCCUUCAAGCAGUCCUCUCAGGUUUCAUGUGGGGUUUGAAUCGGUACAAUCGUCCUUCCUGGAGCACUGGUCUCUUUGUUGCUAUGGCGUGUAUUGUUGCUGCAUGUGGCGGUAUCAUGGCCUUUAUUGAGGGCAAGCAUGUGAAAGCCAUUGAGGGUGUGCCCGUCUCCGAAAAGGAUCAGGAGAGGCUGAAGCGGGAUCGGGAGUUGGGAAUCACUCAUUACAAUAAUAUCAAGGACGAGGGACCGAAAGAGAAGAAGACCAGCGAACAGAAGGGACUCUUCAAGAGGAAGCAGAAGACGGAGGCAGUGGCUGUCGAUGAAGGCGCUUUGGAGAGGGCGUGACACAAAUUGGAAGGUAGUGAAGGUGUUCGUUCGUGUAUUUAGGAUAGAUACCAGUAUUGUUCUUUGUAUUGCUCAUUAGGAGCCUGCGCAUGAUACCCUCAAUUGAGGUCAUUUACAUAUGGAAAGGAACAAGCUGAAAGCGAAGUGGACAAUGGCCGAGCCGGCUUUUUUUCGAUCAAUGUAGAAUGUCUGAUACUUACGACAAUUUGAAUCACGAUCUCAG